Ilyonectria robusta is the source of this 2602-nucleotide messenger RNA. RefSeq names its product multicopper oxidase-domain-containing protein. Lineage: Eukaryota; Fungi; Ascomycota; Sordariomycetes; Hypocreales; Nectriaceae. Gene Ontology annotation, molecular function: oxidoreductase activity; copper ion binding. The record is from RefSeq and is a predicted model, not a curated record. The transcript has 6 exons. The coding region runs from base 467 to 2449 and encodes 660 amino acids.
GUGGCGGCGGCACGUGGGCCAUUUGCCUAGGACAAACCGCAGGACUUGCCGUUCCGUCCCGUCCACGCCCCAGCUAUACCCAAUCGUUGUGACUAUUGAGCGGACUAGAUGCGGUGUGGCUGGCUGAGUCACAUUAGUGGUUAGUCUAGAUAAGCUGCGAGAACUCGAAACUCGAUGCGUCCUUCAGCCGGCCUCAUUUUUUUUCAGCUUUGGCCGGAUCCGGAAUCAAGGUGCAAACUUGGAAACCCAGUCUCAUUCUAUCAUCUGGUAGUUAGUUCAUGCCGCCGAUGGCGUCCGGAACGACAGCGCCUCUUACGUAGGGCGAGAAUGCGUCGACUGCUCUCCGUUAACAAAAGAACCCAAUAACGCCGAUGCAUUCAAUCGGCCUCCCUUUCUUGUCAGCCCUUUGAAUCUUAGCAAUUACUCGAGGAGAUCUGAACGGGCAAAUCUAUACAUCGGUAUCGCAAUGACUCUCAUCGGUCGCUUUUGGCAUGCUGUCGUGGACCUUACCACAUGGCUGACUAUGUCGCCUGUGGCCGAAUUCGGGCUUCAUCCAUCUCAGCAUCCACUUGGACUACUACCUGGAGAUCCUCCCGUUUUCAGGCCCCCAGCAGGAAACCCGAGCGAUCAUGACUUCAAGUGCGAUUACAGCCGAAUGAAGGGAUGGCAUCCCUGCUCUAUCCCCGAGAACAGAGAAUGCUGGCUUCGACAUAAAGAUGGCCGCGAGUAUAACAUCCAUACAGACUACGAGAACUUUGCCCCUCGGGGUAUUACUCGAUAUUACACUUUGAAUGUUACUGAGAGUUCUUACAACGCAGACGGCCUACCCUUCGUCGAUGCCAAGCUGUUUAAUAAAACAUAUCCCGGACCCUGGCUCGAAGCGUGCUGGGGAGAUACCCUGAAAAUCACGAUAGUCAACAAAAUGAAAAAGAAUGGCACUAGCAUUCACUGGCACGGCAUUCGACAGAAGCAGACGAUGGACAUGGACGGUGUCAACGGCAUCACGCAGUGCCCUAUCGCACCUGGCGACUCAUUUACAUAUACCUUCAAAGCUACCCAGUAUGGAACCUCUUGGUAUCAUAGCCACUACUCUGUGCAAUACGCAGAUGGCUUGCAGGGUCCACUAACGAUCCACGGUCCAUCUUCGGCGCCCUUUGAUGCAUCGAAGCGCCCGUUGCUAAUGACUGACUGGUCUCACACUAGUGCCUACCAACUUCUAUUUAAUCGCAAUUCAGGGAACAUGACCAUCCUUCUGAAUGGCCGCGGAAACGUGUCCCACUAUGGAGGUACUCCCACACUCCCGGUACCACCGAAUUAUGAGUUGUAUUUCAACAAGACGCCAACCGACAAGCCCAGGCGGCCAAUAAGAUACUUGCUUCGCUUGAUCAACACGUCAUUUGACUCGACAUUCGUCUUUUCCAUUGAUAACCAUUGGCUUCAAAUUGUGACGGCAGACUUCGUACCUAUUGAGCCUUAUUUCAACACGUCCGUCUUGAUAGGCAUCGGUCAGCGAUACAAUGUCAUCGUGGAAGCCAACCCCCUCGGAGGAGACAGAAACCCCGUCCCAGACGAUGGCAAUUUCUGGAUCAGAACUUGGGUUGCGGAUAAAUGUGGGAUAAAACCUGGAGGCCCAGGCUAUGAAAGGACUGGUAUCCUGCGAUACGACCAUGACAGCCCGGACUUGCCAACAUCGCAGCCUUGGGCUAAAAUAAGCAAGGCAUGCUCCGAUGAGACAUACACCUCGCUGAGGCCGAAGAUCCCUUGGACUGUAGGUAAAGCUGCAAACGCCCAGUUCGACGACUUUGGUGAACAGUUCAAUGUCACCUUGAACACGACGGCAAAGAACACGCCGCUGUUCGCCCACUAUCCCUUGGCCGCGUUUUCGUUGCAGCGAUCUGGCAGCGCGCCUACUGAUUUCACACCGCUUCAAAUUGACUAUUCGAACCCAACUUUGAUGCAUUUAGGUGAAUCUAGCCACAACUUUCCCUCAAAAUGGGUUGUGAUCCCUGAAGACUACACUGAGAAGCAAUGGGUAUACCUUGUGUUGACUAUGGAAAAUGGAAGUUCUAUUACUGGGGCACACCCGAUCCACCUUCACGGCCACGAUUUUGCCAUCCUUCAGCAGGUCGAGGGUAAGGAGUACGACCCAAGCAGUCUUGACCUCAAACUUGACAAUCCUCCACGACGGGAUGUAGUACUGUUACCGACUGGUGGCUUCGUCGUCAUCGCCUUCAAGGCGGAUAACCCUGGCAGUUGGCUCAUGCAUUGCCACAUAGCUCGGCAUGCGUCCGAAGGUCUUGCGUUGCAGAUUCUGGAACGUCAGAGUGAUGCUCACAAACUUUUCCCGAAAAAGUCCCCGAAUAUGAUUGAAGCAAAACGUGUAUGCCGUGCGUGGAAGAAGUGGCAGAAAAACGAAAUGGAUUUCUUUGAGGGUGACUCGGGCAUUUGAGACGAUACUAGCUUGUGUACUGAAGCGUCUAUGCUGAUGGCAAGAAUGUGCUGCUGAAGUAUUAUGGGUAUGGGACAAGUGUCCAUAAGUACAUUAAAUUGAUUGAAACCAGAGCAGCUUACUCCCAAUGAAUCCUAGCCAAUAUGUUCAAAA